Molecule: messenger RNA, 478 nt
Organism: Periconia digitata
Lineage: Eukaryota; Fungi; Ascomycota; Dothideomycetes; Pleosporales; Periconiaceae
Source: the annotation of a GenBank genome assembly
CUCAAGAUGUCUUUGUAUUCCAUCCCAUUGCACUUGACAGGGGCGCCUGCAGCGGCCGGGGUGCCCCCUCCUCCCAGGCCACUAGCGCGCAUGCAUGGCACCAUGCUAGCGCCAAAGGGCCAGGUUUUUUUUUCCUGCGGCUGCUGCUCCUGCUCUCACCUAAUCCCCCCCCAAGAUUCCGCCGCUGCCGCCAGCCAGCGAGCGCGAGAGGGCGUGAGAGGGCGUGAGAGGGCGUGAGAGACAUGCUUCCCUCUUCCAGCUUCCCCUCUUUCACGCCAUCCAUCGUUUAUCCCAUCCUGUCAUCGGUCUGCCUCUCUCUCUCUCCAAUCCUCCCAGAUUCGCCCCCUCAUCACCGACCAGCAGGUGUUUGAAAGCCUGUCAUGUCUGCGUGCAAUUCGCUCAGCAACAUGCACCCCACCCUCUCUCUCUCUCUCUGUACGUAUCUAUUGUAUGUAGCAUCAGCCGAUCCCUUUUAUCU